This is a messenger RNA of Ambispora leptoticha, 909 nucleotides long. The record is from the annotation of a GenBank genome assembly. Lineage: Eukaryota; Fungi; Glomeromycota; Glomeromycetes; Archaeosporales; Ambisporaceae.
AUGCCGAGCGAUAACGCAAAAAAUAAAAGACAAAGGGGUAACAAGUACACAGAAGUUGGAAUUCGCGGAAGAGUUACCUCACCUUUAUCCAAUGAAUUAAUUGAAACCAGGAAAACAGGUAUAACAGUCAAAAAUGACGUAAGGAAAGAUAAUGAAGGGUUUGAUGACUUGGACGACUUUUUUCGAGGAGCUAAUAGGACUGAAGGGAAUAAUGACUUGGACGACAUUUUUCGAGACAAGCAACAGCAACGCAAAAAGAAAGUUUCUUUCAAUGGAGAUGGGAAGGAAGAACCAGAGAUUAAAAAUGAGCAGGGAUUGCGGAGAAGUACUCGCAGAAAAAUUAGGCCAUUGAAAUUUUGGAAAAACGAAAAAGUAGUUUAUGGACGAGCCGAAGAAGGAUCAAAAGUACCAGUGCCAAUCAUAAAAGAAAUUAUAACUAUUUCCGAUAACGAGGAGGUAAUUCGUCCUCCGCUGAGAAAACAUGCGACUUCUGAGAAACGCGCGACCACAGAAAAAAGAAAGUCGCUAGAAAUAGUGGAUUGGGAAACGGAUAGAACUGUUACUCGUCAAAUUAUUUUUGUGCCAUCAAUGUUCGAACCGAAUGAUCCCGGUUAUAGGUACAAGUUCCAAAAGACAUUUUCCGAUGGGCAGUUUUUUUCGAGUGGUCUUCUCGUGCUGCCGGAAGGAGUUGAAAAACCUGCGAAGAACGCUAAAGACAGCAGUAUGGUAUUUUAUGUAAUCAAAGGAAAGGUCACGGUCACUAUUCACAAAACCACUUUCCGAAUUGCUUCUGGUGGACAAUUCCUAAUUCCGAGAGGUAACCAAUAUCGCAUUGUUAAUGAAAACGAAAAUGAGGCAAAACUUUUCUUUUCGCAAGCUAGAGAAUGGACGAUAAAUAAACAGGAAUGA